Molecule: messenger RNA, 546 nt
Organism: Eriocheir sinensis (Chinese mitten crab)
Lineage: Eukaryota; Metazoa; Arthropoda; Malacostraca; Decapoda; Varunidae
Exons: 3
Source: RefSeq, a predicted model, not a curated record
AUGAGUGGUGCCGAGGACAAUGAGCCACGUGUUCUGCGCUGGCAGGGCCCUCACCCGCUGCCAGAAAUACCAAACAAGAAUUUUGAAGUCUUUAUGCUGGAGGAGAUGGUCAGGCAUGGCGAUGCUGUUGCGUUGAUAGACGCAGAGACCAGGCAACAAAGGACUUACUCAGAGAUGUGUGAUCUGGUACCGCGAUUGUCGGCUGGCCUAGCGGCAGCAGGAGUGGGCGCAGGUGACCGGAUGAUCUACUAUUCCCACAACGACAUAGACUACCCGCUAUGGCUUCUCGCUUUCAUGCAUCGCGGAGCCGCGUUUGUGCGGCCAUCCCCGACUUAUGAAAACACGAAAGAUGACCUGGUGCACUGCACGCGGCUGGUUGGUGCUCAGUGGGCUGUAAUACAUGUCGACCUGCUAUCCACUGCGGAAGCUGCCUUCUCACUGCUGCCCCCUGACACUCUCAAGAAGAUUUGGGUGAUCGGUGGCGCUGCUGGAACGUCAGCCAUCGACGAUUUGGCGGCCCACGAUCCUUUGCCACCCGUGACCCAG